This is a messenger RNA of Acanthosepion pharaonis, 1005 nucleotides long. The record is from the annotation of a GenBank genome assembly. Lineage: Eukaryota; Metazoa; Mollusca; Cephalopoda; Sepiida; Sepiidae.
AUGUCGUGUCAAAAAUUUGAAAGCAAGAAAAAUGGAUUCCAUAUCUAUCUAUCUAUCUAUCUAUCUAUCUAUCUAUCUAUCACAGCCUCUUCAGAUGUAUCUAUCACAGCCUGUUCAGAUCUAUCUAUCUAUCUAUCUAUCUAUCUAUCUAUCUAUCUAUCUAUCUAUCUAAUUCUGUUACUAUGUAUGUAUGUUAUUCUGUUUCUAUCUAUCUUAUUCUGUUUUUAUCUAUGUAUGUAUCUACCUUAUCUAUCUAUCUAUCUAUCUAUCUAUCUAUCUAUCUAUCUAUCUAUCUAUCUAUCUAUCUAUCUAAUUCUGUUACUAUGUAUGUAUGUAUGUUGUUCUGUUUCUAUCUUAUUUUGUUUCUAUGUAUGUAUGUAUCUACCUUAUUCUCUAUCUAUCUAUCUAUCUAUCUAUCUAUCUAUCUAUCUAUCUAUCUAUCUAUCUAUCUUAUUACGUUUUUCUAUCUAUCUAUCUAUCUAUCUAUCUAUCUAUCUAUCUAUCUCCGAGUCCCGCAUAGACAAACUAGAAUCAUCAUUCCCACAAACGGUGUCUGUUCCAAUCUAUCUAUCUAUCUAUCUAUCUAUGUCUAUCUCAAUCUGUUUAUAUCUAUCUAUCUAUCUAUCUCAAUUUCUUUAUGUCUAUCUCAAUCUGUUUAUAUCUAUCUAUCUAUCUAUCUAUCUAUCUAUCUAUCUAUCUAUCUAUCUAUCUAUCUAUCUAUGUCUAUCUCAAUCUGUUUAUAUCUAUCUAUCUAUCUAUCUAUCUAUCUAUCUAUCUAUCUAUCUAUGUCUAUCUCAAUCUGUUUAUAUCUAUCUAUCUAUCUAUCUAUCUAUCUAUCUAUCUAUCUCAAUUUCUUUAUGUCUAUCUCAAUCUGUUUAUAUCUAUCUAUCUAUCUAUCUAUCUAUCUAUCUAUCUAUCUAUCUCAAUCUGUUUAUAUCUAUCUAUCUAUCUAUCUCAAUCUGUCUAUCUAUUUCAAUCUGUUCAUAUCUAUUUAUGUAUCGUUAG